Penicillium samsonianum is the source of this 1040-nucleotide messenger RNA. Its product is annotated as SRPBCC domain-containing protein. Lineage: Eukaryota; Fungi; Ascomycota; Eurotiomycetes; Eurotiales; Aspergillaceae. The transcript has 3 exons. Bases 73 to 612 code for a protein of 179 amino acids. The record is from RefSeq and is a predicted model, not a curated record.
UGACCAAAAAAAGGAUCGUUGAGGUUAUCUGCAGAUCGGGUGGGGCAGCUACACGAUGGAUGCAGCAAGGAUAUGCACUAUUCUACAUCCACGCACUUCCCUCAUGAGAAUCCCAUUUAUUGGUAUCCCCUUUCUCGCGCAUCCAACACACUCCCUAACCACACCACCCACAAAAUGAUCACAAGCACAAUUGAAAUAGCCGCACCGCCCGCUAAAGUGCGCGAUAUUCUGCUCAACUUCUCAGCAUACCCGGAAUGGCACACGGAAUGGCUCAAGGGGAUCGAACUCAAGGACACCACCAAGACCCCGCAAGAACUUUCCUCAGGAGAUGAAAUCGAAGUCAACAUUGAGAACUUCAAGUUUGUCGCCGAAGUCAAGGAGAACUCCGAGAGCUUGUUUUCUUGGCAAGGCCCGCCCGUGUUUACCAUUGCUGGUUUGCAUAAAUUCCAUAUCGAACCGGCCAAUGAUGGUGCUUCCACUGUUUUCACCCAGUCCGAGGAUCUCAAGGGUCUCCUUGCGUUCAUUAUGAGUCCUUCUCUGCUUGGAAAGAAAAUGCGUGCCCAUUUCGAUAUCUUCCACAAGGAUCUUAAGGCCCGCGCUGAAUCGGCCUGAUUUGGGGGCUGGGUUUGUUGCACACGCACAAUUUGGUGUUUUGUGCACGCACUUUUGGUUUUGGCGCCUUACCUCCACUACCUAUCUAUGUACGAUGUACAUAUUGUAGGCAAGGGAUUGUCUCCGGGGUAUAGCCGCAUAGGUAUAUCUUGGUCACUGUUCGACUGUCUUUGAGAUAAACACUUGGAAGCUUAGUGAGAAAAAUAUAAAACACGCCUUGUCUUGGCAUGUGGAUUGCCAAAGUGACAGUAUCAUGAGCGGUCCCAAAUUAAAUUCGCUAUGGUUUAGUCAUGGGCUCGACAGCAAUGGUGCGGUAGACACGGUUGGGGACCAGGCCUCAGACGGUGGUGCAGUUGUGGCACGCCUAUAGGUCGCAGCGAAGGGAGACAGGUCAGACCUCGCACCUGUGGCACUGAGCUAUACCAAGA